UCACCUUCCGCGAUGGCACCUCCCCAAGUAACAGAGGAAGUUAGGCAUAGCGCCUCGCCCGACAUCGAGAGUCUGGUGUACGAUGCCGAUCAUGAGUCGCGCAUGCCGGCGCUGAAGGAGCUUCUCAACGAGAUCCUUCCCCUCCGGAGCUGGAAGGAGAUCGAGAAGCGUUUCAUCAUUUUCCGUCGGAGGGAAAAGUUUGUGCCCAAGAAGAACGUUGUGUACCACCUCUACAUGGCCCAGGAGGUCCGGAACGACGCCCUAGAGAAGGCCCUCGUGAGCAAGCACGUGCGCAGCCUUAGCGGCGUCCUUAUCGUGACCGUGCUGACCUCCCCCUACCCGGAGUACGACGUUCCCGGCGCGGGGGGAAGGCCGGCCAAGCGCAAGGUGCAGCGGUUCUCGUGCAAGCACAACUGCUACUACUGCCCCAACGAGCCCGCCCACGAGGGGAAUAACUUCGUCCCGCAGCCUAGGAGCUACCUGCACGACGAGCCCGGCGUUCGCAGGGCUAACCGCUGCGGUUUUGACGCCGUACUGCAGUUUCGCGACCGUGUUUCAUCCUACAUCGCGAACGGUCACCCCAUCGACAAGAUCGAGAUCCUGGUGCUGGGCGGGACGUGGUCGGAAUACCCCGAAUCCUACCAGCGCGAGUUUUGCCGAGAUCUGUUCUACGCGGCGAACACGACCUUCAACGAGCGCCCAGAGAGGCUAACGCUUGAGGAGGAGAUCAAACUCAACGAGGAUGCCUCGACACGCGUCAUCGGCCUUACGCUGGAGACCCGGCCGGACGUGAUCGACCUGGACGAGAUAGCCCGACUAAGGAGCUACGGUUGCACGCGGCUGCAGAUCGGGGUGCAGCACACGGACAACGCGAUCUUGAAGAAGAUCAACCGCGGCCACGACGUGGAAGCCACCAUGAGGUGUCUACGGUUACUCAAGGACAACUGCUUCAAGGUGGACAUUCACCUCAUGCCGAACCUCCCGGGGUCUACGGUCGAGGGAGACGUGGAGAUGUUCGACAAGGUGCUCGGGGACCCCGAUUUGCAGGCGGACCAGUGGAAGAUCUACCCGUGCAGCAUCGUGCCGUGGACGGUGAUCGACAAGUGGCAUCGUGAGGGCAGCUACAACCCCUACCCGGAGGACCAGCUGUUCGAGCUAAUCCUUUCCGUUAAGGUCAGGGUGCACCCGUGGAUCCGACUCAACCGGGUUAUCCGAGAUAUCCCGAACCAGUACAUCACCGGGGGCUGCUCGGUGACCAACAUGCGCCAGAUUCUCCUCCAGACCCUGACGAAGCGAGGGCUCAAGUGCCGGUGUAUGCGGUGCCGCGAGGUGAAGGGCCAGGAGUUCAAGGACGCCGCGCUCGUCGUCAGAAAGUACAAAGCGUCAGGGGGUACCGAGUACUUCAUCAGCUCAGAGUCUCCGGAGGAGACGCUGUACGGGUUCCUGAGGCUACGUAUCCCCAGCGGGACGAGUCCGAUACUUCCCGACCUCAAGGGCUGUGCCUUGAUCCGGGAGCUGCACGUUUACGGCAAGCUCAAGAAGGUGGGGGAGGGCGGGGAGACACAGCACCAGGGCCUGGGCACGCAGCUCCUGGCUAGGGCCGAGAAGAUCGCUCGACAGCACGGCUACGUUAAGAUGGCAGUCAUCUCGGGCGUUGGCGUUCGCCGGUACUACGAGCGCUUCGGCUACCGUUCGCUCAAAGACUACCAGGUGAAAGUACUAGUGGACAAGUGGACCAUCGUGGCCGCUGCUUCGGCCUUGACGGUGGCCGCUGCGGCCGUAACCGCCGCGGCGGUAGUUUUGGCGCGGGGACGGGGGGGGCGACGAUAGUGCCCGGAGCUGGGCCUGGCGAUGUCGACUAAAUACCUCGACAGGCUGCCUCCGUUGGGCCGACACCCGUCCUUGGGUGCUCAACAGAUCGAUCUUGGUGGAUGGUGUUUUCCGUGUGUAGCGAGCGUAUUUUUGCCAGGGGAUUGGGGCGAUAUCGCGAGGGAGGACCGGGCAGAACAGAGACACUUCCUACUACACGGGCGGACCUUGUGUUGUUGUGCUUGAUCGUGUGGGUGUUAUUUUCCGUGUUGUUUUCCGUAGCGGCCUUGUGGUAGCCAAUGUAGGCUUCGGGUGAGAGGGUGGGGCAGGGCUACGGACGGAGGGGUAGCGACAGCAGUUACAUAGCACGGUAACGGAAAGCCAGUUCAAGAUGCCUAUCGUAUACUCCUUUCCAUGGCUUGUUCGUUAGGAAUCUUGUGAGGUUUGGUGGACUGCUGGUUGGAGAAUCAGCCGGGGACGCACGUCGACGGUCCUGCAGCAGUAGAACAGAGUAGAUCGAUGGCUGACAUUUGUGCAGGACGUUUGAAUUUGAACAAUCGGCAAAGGCAAAAUAACGAUAUUGAAUGGUUUGGUUUUAUUUUAAGGUGUGUUGAAGUGUGUUAACGCGGUUAACUACUUGACACAAGCUGCCGAAUUUUCGCAAGAGGGAUCGCGCAAACAGGAGCGUAGGGGCCCAUAUGUUUGUGUGCGACGAUGUUACGGCGGUGGAGGGUACAGCGGUGAAAACAAAGCAUGACGAGAAUCACGUGGUC
This is a messenger RNA of Ectocarpus sp. CCAP 1310/34, 2582 nucleotides long. The record is from the annotation of a GenBank genome assembly. NCBI's taxonomy places the organism in Eukaryota, Phaeophyceae, Ectocarpales, Ectocarpaceae.